This is a messenger RNA of Vanessa tameamea, 1460 nucleotides long. RefSeq names its product stromal membrane-associated protein 1-like. The transcript is spliced from 5 exons. Gene Ontology annotation, cellular component: cytoplasm. Lineage: Eukaryota; Metazoa; Arthropoda; Insecta; Lepidoptera; Nymphalidae. The coding region runs from base 104 to 1330 and encodes 408 amino acids. The record is from RefSeq and is a predicted model, not a curated record. Gene Ontology annotation, molecular function: metal ion binding; GTPase activator activity.
CGGCUGUCACUUUUGCUUUAUGGUCUGUCUUCUAGUCUUCUACAAAUAAGCAGUAUUUUACAUCCACCCUUUUUUCCCAAUUAUCAAUCGUUUAUUCACAGAAAUGACUUCUAAAAGUGAAAAAGAUCGCGCCAAACAGAUCCAGGAUCGAUGUCAGAAUAUAUUAAUACAAUUAUUGAAGGAUGAGGACAAUAAAUAUUGUGUUGAUUGUGACGCCAAGGGGCCUCGGUGGGCCUCAUGGAACCUUGGUAUAUUUCUUUGCAUCCGCUGUGCUGGUAUCCACCGUAACCUCGGCGUGCACAUUUCGAAGGUGAAAAGUGUCAAUCUCGACUCAUGGACCGCUGAACAAGUGGUAUAUCUUCAACAAAUGGGCAACUCCCGCGCUCGUGCCGUCUACGAAGCUAACUUACCUGAUUCCUUCCGAAGGCCCCAGAACGAUAACGCUUUAGAAACCUUCAUCAGAGCCAAGUACGAACAGAAAAAGUACAUCGCGAAGGAAUGGGUUCCGCCUACUAUGCCCAAACUUAACUGGGAUAAAGAAAUAGAUGAAGAAUUAGAGAAACAAAAACGCAAAAAGCGGGCCACAACGUCAGGCUUGGGACCUCUACCAGCGCCAUCUGCUGACAAGAAAUAUAACAAAUCUGACGUUAUACCAAGUCUGCCGAAACCUAUAUCAGUAAGUCCUAAAUUAGGCAGAAACACACCUACACACCAAGCAGAUACUAGUAAAACGUCAAAUGGAUCAGCUGAUCUCCUUGGAUUGGACACCAUGAAACCAGAGCCGAAGACAUCCAACAACGACGACAUAUUUUCAAAUUUCUUUUCAGCACCACAAGAGAAACCAGCUGAACCAAAACCGGAAGAACUGAAACCUGAUCUCAAAACAGAGGAAGAGAAUUUCUUCAAACAAGCGGCACCAACAGAAAAGGAGAAAUCUAAGCUUACGAAAGAUAGUAUUUUGGCAUUGUACAGUCAAACACCGACGAAUACUUUAGCAAAUCAAUUUAAUCCUGUCCAACAAGUCCAGCCCGGAGGCUUCGCAUUUGGAACAGCUUACCAAACCCCAGCUUACAACAAUAUGGCAAUGCCUAAUGGAAUGCAAUUCAAUCAAUUCCAACCAAUGCCAAAUCAAUUCCAACAGCCAUUCCCGAGUCAAAUGCAACAGCAGCCUCUACAAAAUGUUCAACCGUUCCCCCAAAACCAGCAAUUUUUCAACACUCAACCCACUCAACCGCUAUCACAACAAUUUAGUGGUCUUAACUUAGGACAGAAUUUCGCUAAUGCUUUUCCGCCAAACCCUAAUGUCGCAAGCAAUACAACUUGGCAAUAAGGUUUCAAGGAAUGAAUUCAUGGUUUAUAUUUCGUUGUGCAUUAUAGAUAACGCAUUAUUCAGCGUUUGUUCUAUCACGGCUGAUAUCCACAGAAUGGGUUACGAUACAAUGUUCAAUAAUAUUUAAAAU